Messenger RNA from Cokeromyces recurvatus, 872 nucleotides. RefSeq lists its product as uncharacterized. The record is from RefSeq and is a predicted model, not a curated record. NCBI's taxonomy places the organism in Eukaryota, Fungi, Mucoromycota, Mucoromycetes, Mucorales, Mucoraceae. The transcript is spliced from 2 exons. Bases 320 to 745 code for a protein of 141 amino acids.
AAUAAACAAAUGUCAUCUGAGGAUGGGCUUGUUUAACAUAAAGAAAAUAAACCAUCUUCCUCUUGAUAACUUUUUAUACGUAAAGAAAUAGAAUGAAAUAAAAAAAAAGGAAUCUUAGUAAAACUUAAAAAUCAUCACACCACCGCCACUAUUACUACUACUACUACUACUACUACAACUACUACUAACUACCACUACUACUAACACCACUACUAACACCGCUACUAAAAAAAAAAUAUAAAUAUUAAACAACUUUUUCUUCUGCUUCUGUUUCUUCUUUUUCUUUACUUUUUGUUUAUUAUCAAUUAAAACUUAAAUCAUGGACUCUCAAUUUGCUGAAAUUGACGAAGAAGAUUAUAAUAACACUGUUGAUUCUUAUUCUGUAACUAUUAAUGGUUUUAUCUUUUGUACUCGUCAUGGUCUUGAGGUUUGUAGCAAGUGUCCAACAGACAAUCGUUCUGCAAACAAUAUGUUAGUGGAGGAUAUGCUUCAUGAAAAACUGACUGAAGAUGAAUAUAAUACAAAAUGGAAGGGUGAUGAUCGUGAACCUUUUAGCGUGGCUCAUAAAUGGACUCGUGUUGCUAAAGGUAAGCCUGGCUGUAUGGCUCAUAAAAAGGUAGCUUGCGAAGAAUGUUUCAAUUGGGGUGAACAACUUUAUCGAAGUAUUCAUGGUGGUCGUAAGCCAAGGGUUUCUCGUCUUCAGCGUAAGAGCAAGGAUCAUUCUACUGAUGACCGUUUAUCAUAAAAAAAAAAGAGAGACAGAAAUAUUAUGUAUAUAUGCACUUAUAUACAUUUAUAUAUAAUAUAUAUACACAUGCAUAUAUAUUAAAGAAAAAAAAACACAAGAACAAGUUACCCUUUUGUUUUCAUUU